AUGGGUAACUCUCUGUGCUCGUGUAAGAAACGUUGUUGUUUGAUGUGUAUGGACCAAGAAGAGCCAGAAAAACCUCGUAGAGUGUUCAAGUCAGUAUAUGACUACCCUCGCCGAACGCUGAGGGACUUAAAGCUGAAAAAGGGAGACACGCUGGAAGUGAUUGAUGAAACGGAACAUUGGUUAUAUGUGAGGAAAUGUACAAUUAAGGGCGAGAACACCAGAGACUCUAUUUGUGAAGAGGGUUAUGUGCCCAGAGAGUUUAUCAAACCCGCCGACAGUUUGGAGGCAGAGCCGUGGUAUUUUGAAAGCAUCAAAAAGCGAACUGAUGCUAAGAGAUGUCUGCUGAGACCAGAGAAUGGUGAGGGGGCUUUUCUUGUGUGGAAGAGUGAAGAAAACAACCAAUACUACCUCUCAGUAAAGAAUGGGCCCCAUGCCAGACAUUAUAGGAUUACCGAGAAAAACGAUGAAAAAAGGUUCUACCUUGUUUCACGGAAAACGUUCCAAACCAUAUCUGAUCUAGUGUGCUCAUAUUCCCAACAUCAGGAUGGAUUGUGUGUGCAACUCACCAAGCCAUGUGUAAUGUUGGAUACUCCUGCACUGCAUACACUGUCAUUUGAGGAGGAGUGGGAGGUGGAGAGAAGCUCACUGAGAAAGGUGGAAAAGCUUGGCAGCGGGGAGUUUGCAGAGGUGUGGCAUGGGAUCUGGAAUGACACAACAGAUGUAGCAAUUAAAGAGUUCAAAGAUGUUAGCCCUGACAUCCUGACGGAAAUAGCAAUAAUGAAAGAACUCCAUCACGAACGCCUGCUGAAGCUCUACGCCGUGUGCACCGUCAGCAGACCCAUCUGUAUUAUUACUGAACUGAUGAAGAAUGGCAGUUUGAAAAAAUUCCUCUGCAGUCACAAAGAGGCGAGGGAUAUUGAGUUUUCUCUUUCAAUUAACUUUGCUGUUCAGAUUACUGAGGGAUUGACAUACCUUGAAACUAAGAAAAUCAUCCACAGAGACCUUAGAGCUGACAACAUUCUGCUCACUGACAUGCUCUCAUGCAAGAUUGCUGAUUUUGGCUUGGCACAGUUUACAUUCUCAGGAGGUGAGAAAAUAACCAAAGGAAUUAAACUUCCUGUUAAGUGGAUGGCCCCUGAAAUUUUCAGUGGGGAACAAUACACAAACAAAUCUGAUGUCUGGUCUUUUGGGAUUGUCUUGAUGGAAAUCAUCACAUAUGGUGAUGAACCAUACCCAGAUAAAGACAAAUUGUCCUGCAUACGUGAUAUUCAGAAAGGACACCGAAUGGCAAAGCCACUUGACUGUCCUCAAGAACUUUAUGAUAUUAUGUUGCUUUGUUGGGGGACAAAUCCUGCAGAGAGGCCAGCAUACAGAGAGCUCCAGGACAUGCUGAUGACUCUGAUCCCAGAACCCCUCUCUGAACUUGAGUAG
Messenger RNA from Chanos chanos (milkfish), 1431 nucleotides. RefSeq names its product tyrosine-protein kinase SRK3. The record is from RefSeq and is a predicted model, not a curated record. Gene Ontology annotation, molecular function: protein binding; protein tyrosine kinase activity; ATP binding. The transcript has 9 exons. Gene Ontology annotation, biological process: protein phosphorylation. The coding region runs from base 1 to 1431 and encodes 476 amino acids. Lineage: Eukaryota; Metazoa; Chordata; Actinopteri; Gonorynchiformes; Chanidae.